This is a messenger RNA of Closterium sp. Yama58-4, 717 nucleotides long. Lineage: Eukaryota; Viridiplantae; Streptophyta; Zygnematophyceae; Desmidiales; Closteriaceae. The record is from the annotation of a GenBank genome assembly.
AUGCUCUUUAACCAGGUGGUGAUAUUCGUCAAGGCGGGGGAUGGGGGCAAUGGUGCAGUGCUGCACCCCCCACGGCCGUGGAAGGCCGGCGAGACGCCUGGGCUGAAGGGAGGGAGGCUCAACGCGAGAGAGGCGGAGGAACUGACGAGGAAGCUUCGCAGGAAAGAGGCGGAGAAGGCCAAAGCAAUGAAACGAGUGGGCACGUUCAAAAGGGACGCUGACGGCCUGGCAAUCGUGCCCAUGGGAGGCCAUGGGGGGGACGUUGUGAUUCACGCGGACCCCUCGCUCUCCACGCUGCUGCCUCUGCACCGCAAGAAGCGGCACGUGGCGAAGAGCGGCGGGCACGUGGAUGCCAAGGGAGGCCUGGCGAGGAGAGUGCCGGAUGGCUUGCAAGGCCCUGUGCUGCGGAUAGCUGUUCCCGUGGGUAUGUCUUUCCUGUUAUAUGCACGCCCCCUCUUCUCUCUUUCUCCUUCUCCCUCCCUCUCCACGCUGCGGCCGCUACACUGCAAGAAGCGGCACGUGGCGAGGAACGGCGGGCACGUGGAUACUAAGGGAGGGCUUGCUAGGAGAGUCCCGGACGGAUCACAGGGGCCUGUGCUGCGGAUAGCUGUUCCCGUGGGUAAGUCACUGGCUACUGCUGCUGCUGCCUCUGCACCGCAAGAAGCGGCGCGUGGCGAGGAGCGGAGGGCACGUGGACGCCAAGGGGGGGCUGGGUAG